AUAUGAGUUUUUUUAUGUGGACUAGAUUUUGAACAGCGCGCGUUGCGUGUCCUAACCUCGAAGAUGUCUUGACUUUCUAAUUUAGACGCAUGCGCACAACAAUCUUAGCUUCACAACAUCCGGUCAUGACUUUUGGCUUCCUCCUAGAGGAAUUACAAACCACUUGAACCUAUUCAAUAAAUACAAUAAUUUAAUACACAUUGAGUCUGGAAGAUGAAAUUGAAAAAAGAUUUUUGCAGUUUAUUUAUAAUGUCAGUUUACCAAUAUAAACAGUAUCCCUAUCAAGGUUUGCGGCUUCCUUUACAUCAAAUAAUAGACUUGGUUUUCGCGUAUCUUGGAGGAGUAAAGUAAAUUGGAGUGUUCUUAGUCUUUUCAAUUGAUCUACAAGCUCUGUAGUAGCCAUUCUAAAUUAAAGACAGCAUGGUAAUUAUAAAAAACCUUGUUUCAUAUAGGGCCUAUUUCAACAUAAACAUAACCUAUCAAGACGUAACGCGAGAGUGUACAACUGCAAGAUCGCAGGUAAAAUGGAAGUCCGCAAAGCACGAGCGCGAAAAACAAAUGCAAGCUAAUGCGACUGACGCAAGGAGGCAAACAGCAGCAAGCAGCUCAUUACCUCUUGAACGACGGACUGCAAUAGCCGCUUCGCUAAUUUACUGCAUUGAUAAUUUCAUUCACCGGAAAGACAUCAAGACAUCAUCGAAGAUCAUGGAUUCGGCAAAACCAACUCAAAACGAGCUUGCAACGCCGGCAAACGCAAAGGAAGAAAAGCGAGUCACUUACCAACAGGUGAUGAGGUAGAUGGAAAAGGAUUCAGUGCGGAUGGCAGCCGAAUCCUUGGCCAUCAAGGAUCGUAUUUUCAAGUUGAGCCAGACAAUGAGGGCUGCACUACAAAAAAACAAUGAUUACAUUUGAAAAGUACAUUUACACUUGUGAAUUUUUUAAAAAUUACAAUAAAUAAUAAUAAUUGUAAUUUAAAAAUUACAA
Messenger RNA from Nasonia vitripennis (jewel wasp), 984 nucleotides. RefSeq lists its product as uncharacterized. The record is from RefSeq and is a predicted model, not a curated record. Bases 421 to 798 code for a protein of 125 amino acids. The transcript has 2 exons. Lineage: Eukaryota; Metazoa; Arthropoda; Insecta; Hymenoptera; Pteromalidae.